AUGCCUUCCCAAAUCUUCGUCACAGAGCCCCACCCCACCGUGGCACCAAACACCUACAUCUACUCCGGCCGCGGCGGCGCCGGCAACAUCUUCCGCGCCCCGGCCGUCACCACCCCGGCCGCCGGCAUCACCACCCCCCUCAAGCCCGCCCCCGUCACCACCAACAACAACAGCGUCCGCCGCUUCUACUCGGGCAUCGGCGGCGCCGGCAACGCCCACGUCGGCACCGCCAGGCCCCCCGUCAGCUUCGACGAGGACUUUGACCGCCAGCAGGUCCGCGACCGCGCCACCGUCGGCCACGUCGGCAUCGGCGGCGCCGGCAACGUCUCCCGCCGCAAGGGCUCCGACGCCUCCUCCGUCCUGAGCGACGAGUCCUCCGCCUCCUCGGGCUCCUCCCUCAAGUCCAUCAAGGAGCGCGGCGGCAACUUCCUCCGCCGCCUCGGCUCCAAGAAGAACUGA
Colletotrichum karsti is the source of this 459-nucleotide messenger RNA. RefSeq lists its product as uncharacterized. Bases 1 to 459 code for a protein of 152 amino acids. The transcript has a single exon. The record is from RefSeq and is a predicted model, not a curated record. NCBI's taxonomy places the organism in Eukaryota, Fungi, Ascomycota, Sordariomycetes, Glomerellales, Glomerellaceae.